AUGAUACAACACAAAGGCAAAUGGGUGGACACAAUCAAAUAUGAUGAUUUUGAGGUUAUUGGUGUUCUCAUACCACAAGACUCAUCAUAUUUGGAUCUACUGCAAAUAAUAGCUCAAGAGCUACAAAUUGAUCAGGGGAAACAUAAAAUUGAGAUAAAAUAUCAAGUGAAGAUUCAGUAUCCACCAAUCAAAAUCAUAGACAAUUCAAGCUUCAAAUUUUAUUUAGAGAUCAAGAAGAAGGAAUUGGAUUUCACAUUGUAUCCUCUCUGCAUAUUAGUAUGUGAUGAUACCAUCCAGACACAGACACUUUCAGAAUCUACAAGAAGUAUUUCAACAGCUAUAUCAGCAGCUUUUUCAGCAGCUAUUUCAGAAUCAAACAAUGAGUCAGAUACAAGAGAGAUACCUUCACGAUACAUCUGUGAUACAUUUGGUGAAAUAGGGCAGUAUACGAAACUUCUUGCAUUGGAUACGAUAGAAUCAACCUAUAACUCAAAUUGGGAGCUGAAAGAUCAAGAAAUGGUAUCAGAACCACAAAAAGAUCAAGAACUGAAAGUUGGACAAUAUUUCAAAGACAAAGCAACUCUUCAAGCAUGCUUACGGGUUCAUGCAAUCAAUCAUCACUACCAGUCAAAAAUAGUGAAAUCGUGUCCAAAGCAGAUUUUAGUGAAAUGUAUCGACGAUACGUGUCAAUGGUAUCUAAAAGCAUCAAGUAAUGGAGACACACAACAGUUCAUCAUUCGCAAACAGAACAUGGACCACACAUGCCCAAUAGAAACCAGAUUCAACAAUCAAAACCAAGCAUCUGCAUCACACAUUGCUGAAUCCAUCAAGCUGAAGUAUCUAAAUGUCAAAACAAAAUACACACCAAUAGAUAUUAAGAAUGAUAUGGAGACUAUACAUGGAGUCAAGAUCAGCUACAUGAUGGCUUGGAGAUCAAAAGAAAAGGCAUUUGAGAUGUUAAGAGGAAAGCCAUGUGAUUCUUACAAAGCGCUGCCCACUUUUUUAUAUAUGCUUGCAGCUACAAAUCCUGGAUCAGUCAUUGACAUAGAAUUGAGAGACGACGACUCAUUUUUGUAUGUAUUCACAGCAUUAAAGGCAUCAAUUGAAGGUUGGCAGCAUUGCAAACCAAUCAUGGUUGUUGAUGGAACAUUCUUGAAGGCAACAUUUGGUGGCAUGCUUCUUGUUGUAACAGCUCAAGAUGCAUCUGGAAAGCUAUUCCCUCUAGCAUUUUCAGUUGUAGAUUCAGAAAAUGAUGAUUCGUGGGAGUAUUUUUUCUAUCAAAUUAGGGAGGCAUUUGGAACAAGAGAAGAUAUAUGCAUUGUAUCAGACAGACAUCUCAGCAUAGAAUCAGCUGUUAAGAAGGUAUAUCCUGAAGCUGCACAUGGAAUAUGCAUAUUUCAUCUACUUAAUAACCUGAAGACACAUUUCAAGAAAAAUGCAAAGAAUAUUAAAGAACCUUUCUUUGGGGCAGCCAAAGCAUACACUGAGAAGGAAUUUAACUAUCACAUGAAAGUGUUGAAUAGUUUAGAUGAUCGAAUUAUACCAUUUCUUACUGAUAUUGGCUACGCUAGAUGGUCGAGGGUACAUUGUAAAAGCAAAAGGUACAAAACUAUGACCUCUAACUUAGCCGAGUCAUUAAAUGCAGCAAUUUUACAUGCAAGAGAACUUCCAAUCACAUCAUUACUUAUGCACCUACAUGACCUCCAACAAGAGUACUCAUACAAAAACAGAAAUAUUGCUAUGAAUACAGUCACAACACUUACAACAAACCAUGAAGAUGCUCUUUUCCAAAAUUACAUUCAUUCACUGAAACUACAGGUAAAACCGUCUACAAAAAAUAUCAUAUCAGUGAUGGAGAAUGGCAAAAAGUACACAGUCAACAUGACAAAGAGGACGUGCACUUGCAAAAAGUUUGAAACCGAUGAAAUUCCUUGUAAGCAUGCUGUAGCGGUUCUAAACAAGGACAAGAUUGAACCUUAUGAAUAUUGUUCAAAAUACUAUACAAAAGCAGCUAUGUUAGCAACAUAUAGUGAGACAGUAUAUCCAUUAGAGAGGGAAGAAUGGAUUAUACCAGAAGAAGUCAAGGACCAAGUUGUCUUACCACCACAACAUAGAACAAGAACCGGAAGGCCAAAAAAUAGAAGAUUCACAUCACAUGUGGAAAGAAAAGGCAAAUGUGGAAAGUGCGGACAUGCUGGGCACAAUAAGAAGACCUGCCAAAACAUGCCAAAACCUGCAUAA
This is a messenger RNA of Mercurialis annua (annual mercury), 2241 nucleotides long. RefSeq lists its product as uncharacterized. The transcript is spliced from 2 exons. Gene Ontology annotation, molecular function: zinc ion binding; nucleic acid binding. NCBI's taxonomy places the organism in Eukaryota, Viridiplantae, Streptophyta, Magnoliopsida, Malpighiales, Euphorbiaceae. The coding region runs from base 1 to 2241 and encodes 746 amino acids. The record is from RefSeq and is a predicted model, not a curated record.